CUGAAAUAUUAUAAAUGUUUCUUUGUUUAAUGUGUCAUUGUAAUGUUAAAUGUGCCAGAUGAGAUGAGCCAAAACAAAAAUAACCAUUACCUACACUACACGAAGAGGUAAGCCAAAACAAAAUAACCAUUACCUACAUGGAAAUGCAGCCUACAUGAACACAUAUUGAGUAAUUGCCACCAAAACAGCCAAUCGAACAUGACCCAGUUUCUCACACUGUGGCCACAUAAGCCUCACGGUUCCAGGACCCAUACGGAACACUGUCCCCCAAGUAAUUCCAAAGUGCACGGUUUGUCUAAAGUCCGUCCGUCUGUGCAUACAUAGGCAACAUAUUACACAUUCAGAACAUAACCGACUGCUGAAUAAACCAAGAUGGGGAUUUUCUCUGGAACAUUUAUGCUGGAGAUAAUAUGUCUGUCCCUUUUGAUCUUCUUCCUUGCCUGCAUCACAUACCAUCCGCUGAAGAAAUAUAUACAGGACUGGAACACGCUGAGGCCAGUCCCUGGAGCGGAAGGAGCUUACCCAAUCAUUGGGAAUGCCCUCCAGUUCAGCAGCAAUGCAGGCGAUUUCUUUAAUCAGAUUAUUGAAGGCACUACGGAGUACAGGCAUUUUCCACUGGUGAAAGUUUGGAUUGGACCCCUGCCAUUGCUGGUCUUAUUUCAUGCAGAAACGGUUGAGGGGGUUCUGCACAGUUCCAAACACAUAGACAAGGCCUUCUUCUAUAAGUUCAUGCAUCCUUGGCUGGGCACUGGCCUGCUCACCAGCACAGGGGAUAAGUGGCGUGGCAGGAGGAAGAUGUUGACCCCAACUUUCCAUUUCUCCAUCCUGGCUGAGUUCCUGGAGGUGAUGAAUGAGCAGACUGAGGUUUUGAUACAGAAACUGGAAAAACAGGCAGGAGGAGAUCCCUUCAACUGUUUUAACUACAUCACACUCUGUGCUCUGGACAUUAUUUGUGAAACAGCAAUGGGUAAAAAGAUCUACGCACAAAGUAAUAGUGACUCUGAAUAUGUCCGCAGUGUGUACAAAAUGAGUGACAUCAUCGUGCGUCGCCAGAGAGCUCCCUGGUAUUGGCCGGACUUCAUUUACAAUCUGUUAGGGGAGGGUAAAGAGCAUGACAGUAGACUGAGGAUCCUCCAUUCAUUCACUCAGAGUGUGAUCAAGGAGAGAGCAGAGAACUUGGAAAAUACAGGUUCUGACAAUGAAACUGACCAUGUUUUCAAAAGAAGACUGGCCUUCCUGGACAUGCUGUUGCAAGCCACUGAUGAGGAAGGAAAUUACUUGAGCCAUAGAGAUAUCCAAGAGGAGGUGGAUACCUUUAUGUUUGAGGGCCAUGAUACCACAGCAGCCUCUAUGAACUGGGCCAUUCACCUCCUGGGCUCCUAUCCUGAAGUCCAGACCAAGGUCCAGCAGGAGCUCGAGGAGGUGUUUGGAUCCACCGACCGCUCCGCCACAGUCGACGACCUCAAGAGGUUACGCUACCUGGAAUGCGUGAUUAAGGAGACCCUUCGGCUCUUCCCCUCCGUGCCCCUGUUUGCACGCACCGUCGGCGACGACUGUAGAAUCAAUGACUUUAACAUCCCAAAAGGAGUGGAUGCCGUGAUCAUCCCCUACGCCCUGCACCGCGAUCCACGAUACUUCCCGGAUCCCGAGGAGUUCCGGCCAGAGCGCUUCCUGCCAGAGAACAGCACCGGACGACACCCCUACGCUUACAUCCCGUUCUCCGCGGGACCCAGGAACUGCAUCGGCCAGCGGUUUGCCAUGAUGGAGGAGAAGGUGGUGCUGUCGUCUGUGUUGCGUCACUUUUCUGUUCAGGCUUGCCAGAACCGAGAGGAUUUGAGACCUGUGGGAGACCUCAUACUCCGACCAGAGAAGGGCAUCUGGAUCACUCUAGAGAAAAGACAGCACUAGAGAAGAGCCAACAUUAAAGGGACAGCCCUAGAAAA
Esox lucius (northern pike) is the source of this 1943-nucleotide messenger RNA. RefSeq names its product cytochrome P450 4V2. NCBI's taxonomy places the organism in Eukaryota, Metazoa, Chordata, Actinopteri, Esociformes, Esocidae. The record is from RefSeq and is a predicted model, not a curated record. Bases 373 to 1908 code for a protein of 511 amino acids. The transcript is spliced from 11 exons. Gene Ontology annotation, molecular function: heme binding; oxidoreductase activity, acting on paired donors, with incorporation or reduction of molecular oxygen; monooxygenase activity.